UCAUAUAAUAGUUGAAGUAGUGAAUGGCUGCUUUCUCCACUCUCUCUCUCUCCAACUCCUCCCACUUGUUCAAUCCCUCUCUACCUCCAGUUACCUCCCAACAUAUUUUUAUUAUAUAAUCAUAAACUAAACAAAUCAACUCACUUGUUUUUAAUUACCACAUACUUUAUUUCUCCGUUUCCUGUUCUCUUUAAUUUCUUUCAAAUUGUUUAAGUAUGUCUGGAAAUUUGGACUUAGGAGGCUUUAUGCAUCAACUCCACAGGCCUGACCUUCACCUUCAAAUCCCCCCUGAUACCGAAGAUGAUAACAACCGUCGCCAGUUCUCGGGGAACAGCGACGAUUCCCCGCAUCAUCAGGGGGGACUUGAUCUGGCCAACUCGGACUCGGGCAACAUGGUUGCCCGGCGUCCGAGAGGCAGGCCCGCGGGGUCAAAGAACAAGCCGAAACCUCCCGUGAUUAUUACUCGGGAGAGUGCGAAUACUCUUAGGGCUCAUAUUCUUGAAGUGAGCAGCGGAUGUGAUGUUUUCGAAACGGUGGCGAAUUAUGCGAGGAAGAGGCAACGAGGGAUUUGUAUACUCAGUGGGAGCGGAACGGUGAAUAAUGUUAGUUUGAGGCAGCCUGCGGCGGCUGGAUCGGUCUUGACGCUGCAAGGCCGAUUCGAGAUUUUGUCGUUAUCGGGGUCGUUCUUGCCGCCCCCGGCUCCACCGGGGGCGACAAGUUUGACCAUUUACUUAGCCGGUGGACAAGGCCAAGUUGUGGGAGGAAAUGUUGUGGGUGCAUUAAUUGCAUCGAGCCCGGUGAUCGUCAUCGCGGCUUCGUUCACGAACGUGGCUUACGAGAGGCUGCCUCUCGAGGAGGAAGAGCCGAUACCGAUGCAGCCUCAAGUGGGCCAAUCGGGAGGUGGAGGCGGAGGCGGAGGUGGAAGUGGUCCUAAUUUCGGUGAUCAGCCUUUAGGGCUACCCUUUUUCAACCUCCCUCUAAAUAUGCCGAAUGGCCAGCUUCCAAUGGACGGCGGAUGGAGCGGAAACAACCCGAACCGGUCUCCCUACUGAUGGGUUAUUUAAAAACUGAGGUCAGAGUUAUCCAUAGAUCAUUAUCUCAUCUUGUACAAUUUCUAUUAUGAUGGAUCAUGUUUAAUUAACUUAUUAGGUUUUAUCAUGUGAAAAUUUGAGGAUCUUGUUGUGGUUGUUGUUGUGAUGUUGUUAACUGUUCUAGUACUCAUGAGUAGUACUUUAAAUUAUUAUUAUUAGAAAUGUUUGAGGUUUAUCUUUUGAGAACA
This is a messenger RNA of Daucus carota subsp. sativus, 1279 nucleotides long. Its product is annotated as AT-hook motif nuclear-localized protein 23. Gene Ontology annotation, molecular function: minor groove of adenine-thymine-rich DNA binding; DNA-binding transcription factor activity. The transcript has a single exon. Bases 216 to 1052 code for a protein of 278 amino acids. Lineage: Eukaryota; Viridiplantae; Streptophyta; Magnoliopsida; Apiales; Apiaceae. The record is from RefSeq and is a predicted model, not a curated record. Gene Ontology annotation, cellular component: nucleus.